This is a messenger RNA of Patiria miniata (bat star), 735 nucleotides long. Its product is annotated as ADP-ribosylation factor-like protein 6-interacting protein 1. Lineage: Eukaryota; Metazoa; Echinodermata; Asteroidea; Valvatida; Asterinidae. The transcript has 6 exons. The record is from RefSeq and is a predicted model, not a curated record. The coding region runs from base 66 to 677 and encodes 203 amino acids.
UUGUUAGCCUGCCCUCAACGUUGGAAAUGGGUCAAUCAUAAUAACAACACCAAUUUCAACUGAAAAUGGCGCAGGUUGGGGCUGCCAAUUCCGAGUCUAAAGAUGAAGAGAUCACCUCCUUGGAGCAGUCGCUGCAUGAGUGGCGUUACAUCUUACUCCAUGCUGAUGGCUGGCUGAGAUGGGAGCGAGAGAAUCAGCCUCUCAUCAUGGCGGCUGCUGUCACUGUCUUCUUCACUAUGCUUUGGUGGUUAGAGCCCUCCGUGCUGACGACACUCUCCCUGCUAGUCAUGCUGAUCUGCCUGGCUGACUACCUCGGUCCCACCGUCUUCCACUCGUACCUGUGCCCACCUACAGAAUGGACAGCUGAGCACCAGCGACAGUACCAGCAAGUGUGUAUUAGUCUCCUCAGAACUAAGGACUCAGUGGUGAACGGUUACCAGUGGCUGAAGAACAUGAAGGAGGAAAAACCAAAGCAGUACUUCAUUCUGGUGGUGGUUGUGCUGGCGGUCAUCGCUUUCAUUGGUAACCUCAUCCCCAAUCUGUGCCUGGCAUAUUUCCUAGCCGUGUUCCUGGUGCUCCUGCCCGGCUUACAGCAGCGGGGCUUGUUGGCCCAGGCCUACGCAGCCUCCCUGCAAGUGGUCGUGAACUUGCUCAAACAGACCAAAAAGAAGGAUUAGACGACCAAACUUUUGAUAAGAUGCCUUGUUUCUUGUUGUCGGCUGGUGUGGAAUUGAA